Messenger RNA from Coffea eugenioides, 4338 nucleotides. RefSeq names its product RNA polymerase II C-terminal domain phosphatase-like 1. The record is from RefSeq and is a predicted model, not a curated record. Gene Ontology annotation, molecular function: RNA polymerase II CTD heptapeptide repeat phosphatase activity. NCBI's taxonomy places the organism in Eukaryota, Viridiplantae, Streptophyta, Magnoliopsida, Gentianales, Rubiaceae. The transcript is spliced from 17 exons. The coding region runs from base 767 to 3673 and encodes 968 amino acids.
CCUUGGGACGUCACCACACCAAAGAUGCGUGCACCAGACCAAGAAAAGCAGAGAUAGAGAGGCAGAGACAAAAGUACAAUUUUGACCCCAAAGAUCCCUUUUAUUAUCAGCUUCUCUCCUCACCUCUUCAGAGUCGCAUCUCCUCUCCUGUCCUGCAGACUUUUGAGUUGUUCUUCCCAUCAUCAGGCAUUAGUAGUAGUAGUAUUAUUCUUGGUGUGGAUCUAGGGUUUCUUCUUUUCUUCCUCGUAAAAUAUAUAUAUACACUUGCAAAAGUCGUACGAAAAGCGAAAGUCAUCAUCGUCAUCAUCAAUAUUCACAAAAUUUACAUAUGCAUAAAUUUCUUCGAAAAUUCACUUCAUCGUCGGUCGGACGAGAACACGUCAUCAACGAGUACAAUUUCGUCAUCAUCGUCACCAACAAGAAUCAGAAGAAAAGCAAAGCAUAGCAAAAGCAAGCUCCUUUUUUGUUCGACCAGAUCUAAGAAACCCUAAUUUUACCAGUUUGAUUAUUAUAUAUACUUUCUUGGGAUUUUUUUUUAAUCUUUUCUGGAUUGAAAAACCUGGAAAAAUCGGACCGUUGAACUUCCAAGAGGAAUUACCACUACUGAGAUGAAAAAAUGGGACCGAUUUACUUGAUUUUUGAUUUUUCCACAAAAUCAAAGCGAAGGAAAGCCAAAUCCCUACCUCAUUGGAUGAAUCCGGAUAAAUCGGCAUCAAAUUGAUACUUUGAAUAAUUUGUUCAUUUUGUGGGGUUCUAUUUUUAAAUAAUGGCGGCGGCGGUGGUGGUGAAUUUGAUAGAAGGGGAAAGAGUACUGGGGGAAGUGGAAGUGUAUAGUAUUGAUGAUCAGAACGGUGUCGUGUGGGACAGGGACGAAAUUCGGAUCUCUGAGUAUUCUCAGUCAAGUGAAAGGUGUCCGCCACUGGCGGUGCUGCAUACUGUUACUUCUUCUUCGUCAGACUCAGGCGGGCUUUGCUUCAAACUGGAGUUGAAAGACAAGUCUCAACAGAAUUCGCCGCUUUCCAUUUUGCACGCCACUUGUCUCAGGGAAAAUAAGACUGCAAUAAUGCCACUUGACGAGGAAGAUGAACUUCAUUUGGUUGCCAUGCAUUCUAGACAGCAUGAAGGACAGUUCCCUUGCUUUUGGGGAUUCAUUGUUGCAUCUCGACUUUACAAUUCUUGCCUUGUCAUGCUGAACCUUAGAUGUCUUGGUAUUGUGUUUGAUCUUGAUGAAACACUCAUCGUGGCCAACACAAUGCGCUCUUUUGAGGAUAGGAUUGAAGCCUUACAGCGGAAGAUAAACUCCGAGGUUGAUCAACAACGUGUUUCUGCUAUGCUGGCAGAAAUAAAGCGUUAUCAGGAUGACAAAAAUAUACUGAAGCAAUAUGCAGAAAAUGACCAGGUUGUUGAUAACGGGAAGGUUGUCAAGUCUCAGCCCGAGGUUGUUCUUGCUUUGUCAGACAAUCACCAGACCAUUGUUCGCCCACUUUUAAGGCUUCAGGAGAAGAACAUUAUCCUUACUCGCAUUAAUCCUCAAAUCCGUGAUACAAGUGUACUUGUAAGAUUGAGGCCUGCAUGGGAAGAUCUCAGAAACUACUUAACCGCAAGAGGUCGAAAGCGUUUUGAAGUGUAUGUUUGCACAAUGGCUGAAAGGGACUAUGCUUUAGAAAUGUGGCGGCUCCUUGAUCCUGAUUCAAACUUGAUUGACCCGAAAGAGCUAUUGGAUCGUAUUGUCUGUGUCAAGUCUGGCUUGAGGAAGUCGUUGUUCAAUGUUUUCCAACAUGGAAACUGUCAUCCUAAGAUGGCAUUGGUGAUUGAUGACCGGUUAAAAGUGUGGGAUGAAAAGGAUCAACCUCGAGUGCAUGUGGUUCCUGCCUUUGCUCCUUAUUAUGCUCCUCAAGCUGAAGCCAACAAUGCAAUUCCAGUUCUCUGUGUUGCAAGGAAUGUAGCGUGCAAUGUCAGAGGUGGUUUCUUCAAAGAAUUUGAUGAGGGUCUCUUGCAACGAAUUUCUGAAGUUGCAUAUGAAGAUGAUAUUAAAGAAAUUCCUUCUCCUCCUGAUGUGAGCAACUAUUUAAUCUCAGAGGAUGAUCCUUCCGCUUCAAAUGGAAACAAGGAUUCACUUGGUUUUGAUGGCAUGGCAGAUGUUGAGGUGGAAAGAAGAUUAAAGGAGGCAAUUUCGGCUUCCUCCACUGCUCCUUUGGCAAUUCCAAAUUUGGAUCCAAAAAUUGUUGCCACAGUCCAAUAUGCUGUACCUUCUUCUAUUUCUGUGCUGCAACCAACGAUGUCAGGGCCAGUGGUUCCCUUUCCAUCUCAGCAGUUGUCUCAAGUGACUUCUGUCCUUAAAAAUCCUAUUAAUCAAACUAUUCUUCCUCCAGAAGCAAGCUUGCAAAGUUCUCCUGCUAGGGAAGAGGGUGAAGUCCCAGAAUCAGAGUUAGAUCCUGAUACAAGGAGGAGACUACUCAUUUUGCAGCAUGGUCAAGACUCAAGGGAGCGCACAUCAAGUGAACCUCAGUUUCCUGUACGCACACCAUUACAAGUCUCUGCACCGAGGGCUCAGGGACGUGGUUGGUUUCCAAUUGAUGAAGAGAUGAGUCCAAGACAACUUAACAGAGUUGUACCACCAAAGGAUUUCCCUCUGCGCUCAGAACCUAUGGAAAUUGAAAAGCACCGUUCCAGUCACUCUCCUUUUCUCCAAAAAGCAGAGAGUGCUGUCCCGCCUGAUAGAGCUUUUCUUGAAAACCAGAGGAUGCUGAAGGAGACACUUCCUAGAGAGGAUCAUUUGAGAUUAAACCAGCCAGUUGCCAGUUUCCCAUCAUUUUCUGGUGAAGAAGCUUCCAUGGUUCGAUCAUCUUCAGCGAAUAGAGAUCUUGACCUUGAAUCUGGACAAAUUGAUCCACAGGCUGAAACACCUAUUGGAGCUUUGCAUGAUAUUGCAUUCAAAUGCGGAACAAAGGUGGAGUUCAAGCAAGCAUUGGUUUCAAGCUCGGAGUUGCAAUUCUGUGCAGAGGUCUGGUUUGGGGGAGAGAAAAUUGGUGAAGGGAUAGGUAGGACCAGAAGGGAAGCACAGCGUCAAGCUGCUGACGGUUCACUUAUGAAUUUGGCUGAUAAGUAUAUAUCAUCUCUCAAACCUGAUUCCAGCUCUGUUCCUGGGGAAUGGCGUAGAUUCCCAAAUACAUCCAACAAUGGUUUUGCCAACGAUUUUAGUUCUUGGGGGUAUCAACAAUUGCCUAAGGAGGAGCCCGGGUCAUUUUCUACUGCAUCCAUGCCUCCUAGGGUUCUGGAUUCGAGAUUGGAGGCGUCCAAGAGACCUGUGGGUCCAAUUGCUGCCCUUAAAGAGCUGUGUUCAAUGGAGGGCCUUGGCUUAGCUUUCCAAACUCAGCCUCAGCUUUCAGCUAAUCCUGGCCAAAAGAAUGAAGUGUAUGCACAGGUUGAAAUAGAUGGACAGGUGUUAGGAAAGGGAAUUGGGAUAAACUGGGAUGAAGCAAAAUCACAGGCUGCUGAAAAGGCCCUUGGAACCUUGAAAUCAAUGCUUGGUUCAUAUGGUCACAAGCGUCAGGGCUCUCCCAGACCAUGGCAGGGGAUGUCAAGCAAAAGAUUGAAACCGGAGUUUUCCAGGGUUCUGCAGCGGAUGCCAUCUUCUGCAAGAUAUCCAAAGAAUGCUUCUCCCGUACCGUAAUUCUUCAUGUCCUAAUUGCACCUUGGCAGUAUAGCAUCUGCAGAGAGACUUGUAGCUUAUGCGGUGACACCAGAGAAUUUGGGAGCAAUGAUUAGGUCAUGUUCCAACCAACUGUUUUAGAUCAGUUUUACAGGCUGCUGCUGAUAUAGUUGCAAGUUUUUGAAGACAAGGGAAAUGCUUUGCCAUAUUGCUGCCGUUCAAAAUUGUACAUGUUGCAGGACGUUCGUGGACUACUACCGUAGGAGUUUGUUGCGCGAGGGUGCAAAAGGCCCUCACAAGCCAAUUGGGAAGCAAAACGAGACGGGCACUGUGUAUAUCUUCUUUUCUGACAUUGAAUGCAGCCGUGAGCCAUGAAUGUGGUAGAGCUGUGUCCCUCGAAUUUGUGUUCGAGGUGGUUGUAUAAUUAUACCGGGAAUAUGGAACGCUUUCAUCGGGUGUAGAACGUGGAUUUUGGAGAGGAUUCACUGAAUGCUAACAGUACAUUGGUUCAAUGGUCUGGCUCCUAUUUCACUUUCUGGAUGAAAGAUGAAAGUGAAAGUUUUGUUCAGUUUUAGGAGCUCUUUCUUGUUGAUGUUGAUGUUGUGCAGGGUCACUGAUCUGGAUGAUACAUUCCAUUUCACUUGGCCAAUCCACCCCAGCCCAAUGAUAAAUUGGCUUUUUCGUCA